Corticium candelabrum is the source of this 1235-nucleotide messenger RNA. RefSeq names its product ephrin type-A receptor 4a-like. Gene Ontology annotation, molecular function: transmembrane receptor protein tyrosine kinase activity; ATP binding. Gene Ontology annotation, cellular component: signaling receptor complex; plasma membrane. The record is from RefSeq and is a predicted model, not a curated record. Gene Ontology annotation, biological process: protein phosphorylation; cell surface receptor protein tyrosine kinase signaling pathway; positive regulation of kinase activity. Bases 69 to 1088 code for a protein of 339 amino acids. The transcript is spliced from 10 exons. Lineage: Eukaryota; Metazoa; Porifera; Homoscleromorpha; Homosclerophorida; Plakinidae.
AUCGUCUACCGUAGUUCUCUUGUAUUGUUCGCUAAUCAACUUUACGUGUACAGGCAUUUACAACGUCAAUGAAAUCAGACGAUGAUGAUAAAUAUUGGGAACCAGCCUUUACAGAACGGGAACUCUACGGUCAACUUGAGAGACGACGAUUCAGACACAUCGACAGACGUGACCUCAUCGACAGAAAAGAGAUCGGAUCGGGAGAAUUUGGCGUUGUAGAGAAAGCAGUGUGGCAUGUGAAUGAUAGAGAGAAGUUAUCAGUGGCGGUCAAGACUCUGACGAAUGAAGCUGAUGUUAAUGAUCGCGUCAAGUUUCUUCGCGAGGGAGCGAUUAAUGGUCAAUUUCGCCAUCGAAACGUCGUUCGUCUCCAUGGUGUUGUCACUAUUGGAUCUCCUAUCAUGCUGGUUUUGGAAUACAUGCAGAAUGGUGACAUGAAGAACUACCUUGUGAACCAAAGCUUGAAUGGCAAGUGUAGUUGUCCCGGAUUCGACAAAACGCUGCUAAACAUGUGUCGUGAUAUCGCAAGUGGAAUGAGAUAUCUUUCACGCAAGUCUUUUGUUCACAGAGAUUUAGCUGUAAGAAACAUUUUGUUGGGCAAAGAGCUGACGUGCAAGAUUGCAGAUUUUGGCAUGGCACGUGAUGUUUCUGACAACAACUACUACGUAGCUAAAGGUGGAAAGGUUCCAAUAAGGUGGUGUGCACCUGAGACAUGGAAUUACAAGCGUUUUUCGUCUGCCAGUGACGUGUGGAGCUAUGGAGUUGUUUUGUAUGAAGUUUGGUCAGUAGGACAACGCCCUUUUGGGUCAAUCAGCAAUGGCAAGGUAAUGGAAAAGGUUGAAGCUGGAUAUCGUCUUCCUCCUCCUCCGGGAUGUUCUCGUUCUCUUUAUCAUCUUAUGAUUGACUGUUGGCAUCCCGAUACCCAUGAAAGGCCAAGCUUUGGAAACAUAAUGCAGAGGCUUGCAGCGUCUGAAGACUUUCUACUGACUAACACACAAGGAGAGGCUUCAAUUGAGGGAAACCUCGGUGACACGCUGGACGUGUCAGAAAGCUGCUACACUGACUUGCAACACAUUUAUACAAAAUACUGAUUGUGUUACGUCGUAUGGCUACGCAUACUUACUGUAAUGUUUUAAUUGAUAUCUUUUUAUUCUUAGUUAGAUAGUUAGUUAUUGAUGUGUGCUGGACAUGUAUCUAAAAUUCGAUAUAUUUAAUAGACAACUAUAGUACGAGACAGA